Molecule: messenger RNA, 654 nt
Organism: Nipponia nippon (crested ibis)
Lineage: Eukaryota; Metazoa; Chordata; Aves; Pelecaniformes; Threskiornithidae
Gene: TMED3
Product: transmembrane p24 trafficking protein 3
Source: RefSeq, a predicted model, not a curated record
AUGCGAGCAGCGCUCUCCUACGGGAAUAUCUCACUGCCGUUAUGGGCGCGGGCGCGUACCGGUGAUGUCACCGGCGGCACCGAGCUGACCUUCGAGCUGCCCGACAGCGCCAAGCAGUGCUUCCACCAGGAGCUGGAGCGCGGCCUCAAGUUCACGCUGGACUAUCAGGUGAUCACCGGGGGACACUACGACGUGGACUGCUACGUGGAGGACCCCAACGGCAGGACGAUCUACAAGGAGACCAAGAAGCAGUACGACAGCUUCCCGCACCGCGCUGAAGUCAAGGGUGUCUACACCUUCUGCUUCAGCAAUGAGUUCUCCACCUUCUCCCACAAAACCGUCUACUUCGACUUCCAGGUGGGCGACGAGCCACCGAUCCUGCCCGACAUGAGCAACCGCGUCACCGCCCUGACGCAGAUGGAGUCCGCCUGCGUCACCAUCCACGAGGCUCUGAACACGGUGAUCGACUCCCAGACUCACUACCGCCUGCGGGAAGCACAGGACCGGAGCAGAGCCGAAGACCUCAACGGCCGGGUCUCAUACUGGUCGGUCGGGGAAACCGUCAUCCUCUUUGUGGUCAGCAUUGGGCAAGUGAUGCUGCUCAAAAGCUUCUUCACCGAGAAGAGACCCAGCGGCGGCGGGGCCGGCACCUAG